Messenger RNA from Sphaeroforma arctica JP610, 1618 nucleotides. RefSeq lists its product as hypothetical. The coding region runs from base 1 to 627 and encodes 208 amino acids. NCBI's taxonomy places the organism in Eukaryota, Ichthyosporea, Ichthyophonida. Gene Ontology annotation, biological process: transport. The transcript is spliced from 6 exons. The record is from RefSeq and is a predicted model, not a curated record. Gene Ontology annotation, molecular function: transmembrane transporter activity.
AUGUAUCCGCUGAUCAAAGGGGAGAUCGCACCCAUACCAAAGCCCCAGACCGUGCGCCAGAUUGUGAAGGAGGUUGGGUUGACUGGCAUCUUCCGAGGGUUUGGGGCGUGUAUGCUGAGGGAUACGAUCUUCUCAGCCAUCUACUUCCCCACUUACGCCAUGCUGAAGCUGCUGUUCACGGAUCCUCACACAGACACCAUCAGUCCCCAGGGUCUACUGCUGGCGGGUGGACUGUCUGUGGUGCCUGCAGCGCUUAUGACUACGCCGUUGGAUGUGAUCAAAACCCGACUGCAAGCUCCGCCUAUAGUGACUGGUAGAUGGCGUCUGAAUAGAGAAAUCAAAUACCGCAGCAUCGCCGACUGCUUCUUCAAGACGACGCGCAAUGAGGGUUACCGUGCGUUGUGGAAGGGUGCAGGCGCACGAGUGAUGUUGUGGGGCCCUCAGUUCGCCAUCUCUCUGUUCACCUAUGAGGUACUUCAACGCCGGCUGUUCCCAGAUAUCGUGCCCAUACCACUCACACACGUGCCUAUCAACAGCCGUGACUUCAUGGGAAUGCGCACCGAACGCCUGCAGAACCGCUUCAGUCGUGUGGAGGGCGAGCUACGGUCCUUGCAGAUCGAAAAGUAAACCAGGUUUAUAGCCGAUUUGGAAUCAGGGGGUUUUACUUAGUAACCCGCUGACCAGGUUGGCCAUAGCGCGAAUAGACUGCUCAUCGAUAGGCUACAGGCACCAUGGGGAUGCGAGUAUGGGCUGCGCAAGGUGCAUGAUCACAGUUGAGUAGGUAUGAUCUGAUGGUUUGUUUUCCACACACUUGGUUUUUGUUGCUAAACCAGGUUGAAAAAGAAGAAUCCAGUGAAAGUAAACCUAAUAUAGGUAUUGAUACGAGAUUAGUGUCACUCGCCACGUGUGUGAUGACCACGCACGUCUCAUUCUGCCUGGGCACAACUACAACAGCCAGACAUACUUCCUCGUACUCGUAGCACUUCUGUUACACCCUGACAAUAUGUGGAUACACCCACAACACACACGCAUGUGAGUUGAUGGGGUUGUUAGUGGUCAGCUGUAUGCAUCUAUAAAUAGAACUUUGGUGUAUGCAUCUAUAAAUAGAAUGCUGGGACGGGCACAGAACGUCUCUGUCCUGAUCUGGAUGCCUAUUGCCCUCGAAUGUCCAAGCCGAGCGCACGGGAAGAUCCAUCCAAUCCCUUCACGUCCAAGAAUGUAACCAGACACAUUCAAUGGCAUGUGAAAUACACAUACUUACUGUAUGUUCACGUGUGUGCCUUAUAUACCGGACAACUUAGUCACACGCGGAGCCUGUGCGUUAAUCACAUACCAUGCAAAUCCAAGCGUUCCUUCAGAGAGUAUGGAGAAGGUUUGGACUGCCGCCAUAAGGCAAGGUGUGAAGACCCCUAUUCGAUCUGCAGUAGCACCUGCAGCGUAACUAGAUUUAGCUCAAGUGGAGACUGGAGACUAUGAAACACUCAUCAGAUCAGAAAGGUGGGGUGUUGUGUUUCAUCGGGGGACUGCACCUGAAUAAAUACACCUCACAGGACACACAUAUUGGGUUGGGAACUGAAUUAAAUCGGGAUGUGGACUGAAAUAAAUUGGUUUGUGGGCU